AGUGCAGGGUUUCCUCUCAUCCAUAGCCUCAGUACACCGGACUGUCAUCCAUCAGCUGCUCUCUGCCGUGGUCCAGUUCCGUUUCCAUCUAGUUUUACAGUUGGCGGAUGUAGCAUGGACACGAUUUAAGACGCAGACUAGCCUACUAGCGAUCAGUCAGCAGUUUCACUUGCUAAAAAGAACACAUUCUCUUAAAGCUCGUCAGGCUAAAGUCAGGAGAAUGAUGGAGUAUUGGAGGCAGUGCUCGCUGUGGUUAAUAAACUGCAAGGUGCUUCCAGCUAACCACCGGGUUACAUGGGAAUCUGCACAGGUAUUUGAUUUGGCUCAAACUCUCCGGGAUGGGGUCCUCCUCUGCCACCUGCUCAACAACCUGAGACCCCAGUCCAUCAACUUAAAGGAAAUCAAUCUCCGGCCGCAAAUGUCACAGUUCCUGUGCCUGAAGAACAUCAGGACUUUCCUGGCCGCGUGCAGCGAGAUAUUCGGCAUGAAGAAAAGUGAGCUGUUCGAGGCCUUUGACCUUUUCGACGUCAGGGACUUUGGAAAGGUUAUGGACACACUCUCGAAACUUUCCCACACAGUGUUUGCACAGCAAACUGGAGUCAGGCCCUUUCCAUCCGAGGAUAGUGUUGAACGUGACGAUAUCUACAACCACUUGGAGGACCUCAUAGAUGAGAACGGGGUGGAGGAUGAAGAGGAUCUAUAUGACUGUGUGUAUGACGAUGAAGAUGGAGGAGAGAUCUAUGAGGACCUGAUGAAGACAGAAGCUAUCCCGCCUCCGUCGUUCCAGAAGCAAGCAGAAACUGACAUCAGGAGUUGCUGUUUGACAGAGAUCAAGCAGACAGAGGAGAAAUACACUGAGACCCUGGAGUCUAUAGAGAAGCACUUUAUGAUGCCCCUCACCAUGUUUCUGUCCAUGGCUGAGAUCGAAAAGGUGUUUGUAAAUAUCCCGGACCUGGUGAAAGUUCACAAAUGUUUACUGCUGGAAAUCCAAAACUCAGUCCAGCACAGAAGUGCCCAGAACGUUUACCAGAUCUUCAUCACUUUCAAAGAGAGGUUGUUGAUUUAUGGGAAAUACUGCAGCCAUGUGGAGACAGCCAUCGCCAGUCUGGAUGACAUCUGCAAAGACAGAGAGGACAUCCGCAUGAAGCUAGAGGAGUGUUCAAAGAGAGCCAACCACGGCAAGUUCACACUGAGGGAUCUACUAGUGGUUCCUAUGCAGCGAGUCUUAAAGUAUCACCUCCUGCUGCAGGAGCUGGUGAAACACACUCAAGAUGCCACAGAGAAGAGUAAUCUGCGGACGGCAUUGGAUGCCAUGAAGGACUUGGCUCAGUACGUCAACGAAGUCAAGCGAGACAAUGAGACGUUGCGAGAAAUAGAUCAGUAUCAGAAAUCCAUCGAAAAUCUGAAUCAGCCUCUGAGUAACUACGGGAGACCCAAAGGUGACGGGGAGGUACGCGUAGCCUCGGUGGACAAACGAGCUAAACAGGACAGGCACAUCUUCCUGUUUGACGCCGCGGUGAUCGUUUGUAAGCGGCGAGGAGACAACUAUGAGAUGAAGGAAGUGAUCGACCUGCAUCUCUUUAAGAUCACCAACAACCCAACAUCGGACAAGGAGAACCGGAAGUGGUCCUACGGAUUCUACCUCACUCAUAACCAGGGCCAGAGCGGCUUUGAGUUCUUCUUCAAGACUAAAGAGCUGAAAAAGAAGUGGCUGGAUCAGUUUGGCAUGGCCAUAUCCAACAUUCGUCCUGAGAACGCCACUAACAACUCCCAUGAGUUUAAUAUGCACACUUUUGAAAGGAUCACCUCCUGCAACUCUUGCCACAUGCUACUAAGGGGCGUCUUUAAUCAGGGCUACCUGUGCUCCAAAUGUGGUUUAGGUGCCCAUAAAGAAUGCCUGGGCCGCUUUGGCAUCUGUGGAAAAACAGAUCCCGGCUCCGUCAGAACUCAGGGCAAAGAUCAAGAUCCAGGUCUGCCCAAGAUGCUGGUAAUCAGGAACUACUUUGGUGUGCCGAGCCCUGCGUCUGGUCCAGCACUGAGCAUCCAGACGGGCGACAUCAUUGAAUUAAUCUGUGCCGACCUGCACAGCCCCUGGUGGCAGGGCAAAAUCCUGACGACAAAAGAGGUUGGCUUCUUUCCAAGCGACGCUGUGAAGCCUUGCCCAUGUGUCCCGAAGCCCGUCGAUUACUCCUCUCAAGCAUGGUUUGCAGGGCCCAUGGAGAGGCUCCAGGCAGAGGCAGAACUCGUCAACCGGGUCAACAGCACCUACCUGGUCCGCCACCGCAGCAGAGAGUACACAGAGUACGCCAUCAGUAUCAAGUACAACAGCGAUGUGAAGCACAUAAAGAUCCUGACCAAGGAGGGCUGCUUUUACAUUGCAGAGAACAAGAAGUUCAGGAGCAUAUUUGAGCUGAUAGAGUACUACAAACACCACUCCUUAAGAGAAGGUUUUAGGAGUCUGGACACCACACUGAAGUAUCCUUACCAGGAACCGGAGAACGCUGCUAUGCACCGCCUCAACCGGUCGGGUGGCAACACCCCAUUGCUCUGCGGCCUCUCUUUUGUAACUCCUGCCGGCUACAGCUUUGUACCUCCUUCCUCUGCUCCCUUCUGGUCAGUGUUUACUCCAAAAGUGAUUGGUGUGGCAAUAGCGCGGUACGACUUCAGCUCGCGUGACACCCGGGAGCUCUCGCUGCAGGAGGGCGACGUGGUGAAGAUCUACACAAAGUCUGGAGCCAACGGCUGGUGGAGGGGCGAGGUCAAUGGCAGGGUGAGGAACAAUAAAACAAAGCCUCCCAUCAUCAAAUCUAAAAUCCAUUUCUGAGGGUUAUUUGCUUAGGGUUAGGGUUA
Molecule: messenger RNA, 2850 nt
Organism: Etheostoma cragini (Arkansas darter)
Lineage: Eukaryota; Metazoa; Chordata; Actinopteri; Perciformes; Percidae
Gene: vav3a
Product: guanine nucleotide exchange factor VAV3
Exons: 27
Coding region: 221-2824 (867 amino acids)
Biological process (GO): intracellular signal transduction; cell migration; regulation of GTPase activity
Cellular component (GO): plasma membrane; cytoplasm
Molecular function (GO): guanyl-nucleotide exchange factor activity; protein binding
Source: RefSeq, a predicted model, not a curated record